UAAGUGUUUCUACGAACGAGGAAAGCGUUCGCUUGAAAGCGGCAGCGGCUUGCCGAUAAUGUGGAUGGACUUAGAAAACUUUUGCAAGAGUUAAAACAUCGGAUUUGAAGAUGGUUUGUGGGGGCUUCACGUGUUCAAAGAAUGCUCUGUAUUCACUAAAUGUGGUUUACUUGCUGGUGGGCCUGCUGCUCAUAGGCGUGGCUGCGUGGGGAAAAGGCUACGGCAUCGUCUCCAGCAUCCACAUCAUCGGCGGGGUGAUCGCCGUGGGCGUCUUCGUCCUCCUCAUCGCCAUCAUCGGACUCAUCGGCACCUCCAGCCACCACCAAGUCCUGCUCUUCUUUUACAUGCUCAUUCUGUUCCUGGUGUUCCUCUUCCAGUUUGGGACGUCAUGCUCCUGUCUGGCCAUCAGCAAGGACCAGCAGGUAAAGCUGCUGAACAGCUCGUGGACGUUCCUGGGCAGUGACAUGCAACAGAGUCUGGAGGUGAACCUGGACUGCUGUGGCUUCCUCAACACCACUGACAGCAUGGCACAGUUCAACAAAGACAUCGACGCGUGUAAAGCGGCGUGUAAGGUGAAGAAAGAGUGUUCCACCUGUGGAGAUCGAAUGCUGCGGCACUCGGGCAAAGUCCUCAAGAUCCUCGGAGGAGUCGGCCUCUUCUUCAGUUUCACACAGAUUUUCGGAGUGUGGCUUGCCAUGCGUUACAGGAACCAGAAAGACCCACGGUCCAAUGCCAGUGCUUUUCUAUAGGAACGUUCUUGAUGUGGCUAAAUGAGUCCAUGUUUAACACACACCACACCACACCACACCACACCACACACACACACACACACACACACACACACACACACACACACACACACACACAGAUAGAUUCACUCGUGCACACUCACACUCACUCUGACACACAGAGACAGACUGGAUUUGCCAAUCUAUGUGCACUUAUCCACUUCAUGCCCUUUAACAGUAUGCAUUCCAUACAAUGUUAUAAUGUGUACUGUUUAACCUAAACAGUGCUGUACAGUAUCAACCUUGGAACCCGUUAUCAGUAAGUCAUCAAAACAUGCAUUGCUGAAGUCAGGGUAACACAUACACAUACCGGCAAUAACACAAAGUUCGACUUACACAAGUCUGCAUCUAGCUCGUUUCUCAGAUCUCCAUCUGUUUUCGUUAAGUUACUGUAUCUAUUUUAUUACUUUAUUUUGUGCCUCGACAAACUGUGCCUACUAUAAACCAGACAGGUUCCACACAUGGAUUUAUCUCAGACCACUCAUACACUCCCUCUCCCGACCCUUAUUUUUGGUCUGCUGGGGUGGUUGGUGUUAUUAUUAUUAUUAUUAUUAUUUAUUUUUUGUUGUUGAGAAUAUUCAGUUAUCGGUUGAUCGAAUCAAAACGGCUCAACUUCUCGGCCAAACCCGACACGGGGCAAAGGUUACGGCGUGAUCAGACGCUUCUAGCAGUGUGUGUCCUGCACAGGAGCCGGUCUGUGACGCUUCUCUGAAAGGCUGUUCUGUUCACCGAGGGGACCGUCCCUCCCAUCUGUCCCUCUGUCUUGACCGCUCGCCAGUGAAGAUACCGGGCCGGUACAAAGAGCUCUUUUGAAUGAGGAGAAUUACGCUUAGUUCCUGACCAAAUGAAGUUAGCAGUGGAGCCCCUUCAUCCAACACAGUCAGUGUAGUCACUGCUAAAUGAAGCGCCAUCAUGCGUAAUUGGAGUGCACCAUUUUCAUGCUAUUGAUCGGAGAAUCUGUAAUUCAGUUAAUCAGGGGCCUUUUUAUUGCCAAUUUGGUAGAGUACAGGCAUGUCUUGCUGUAGAGAUAAUGACCUAAACAUUUUGUUGAAAAAUUGGUACGUUUUUUCAGUUAAGUAGUAUACAGGUAUUUAUAUUUGUGUGUGUGUGUGUGUGUGUGUGUGUAUGUGUGUGUGUGUGUGUGUGUGUGUGUGUUGAGAGGAAGCUUAGUCGCAGUGACGCCGAGUGAUGGGAAGGAGCGCGUUUGCCUGGCUUUGAGCCAGCAGGGGUCACCGCAGGCUUCCUUCCUGUGGUCUCUCCCUCCGGUGACCGCACUAAGCAGUGCUCACUUCACUUCUCUCAGCGGCCUCUUGCGCUGACACUCUCCCUCCUGUUCACAUGCACAGAGGGGGGGGGGGGGGACUGCCUUUCAUUUCAAUGGUAGUUGUCACACAGAAAAUGGGCCAUAGUAGAGGCCUUUUAAAUGUUAAAUCUAGUGGAGGAAGUCUCCCAGGGUGUGUGUGUGGGGAAAUUAUGGACGGCAUGUUAAUGUGAUAAUAGCAGUUGUGUGAUCAGGAACGAUUUGCCGCACACCAAAUUGACUAGUGGUGUUGUGAUGUGGAGGUGAAUGGCUCUCGGUCUCGAGGGCUCUCUCAUGAAAUCUGAAGUUGGUGUUCCUAUUGUACGAAAUGAGAAAGGAGAAGUUAGUUCAGGGUUGGGCUGGGAUAGGGUGGGGUGGGUGAUUAAUCUAACCAAAGACUGUAUGUAUACGCUGAAUUCCUGAUUAUGCAAUUCAUUAAUGGGUAUCCUGAGUUUCAUGUCCUGUUUUUUUUUCCUCCCCCAAGCCUAAUGUCCAGAUUGUUUACCUGUAUGUGUCAUGUGCCUUGUACUUGCUUUGUCUUCAUCUGACUGCUCCCUUGAUGUAUGCUUACAUAAUGACACCAUGUUGAAAUGCCAUUGGCCACAGUUGGGCAGAAGGCAGCACAGGAAGCCCUUACUCGGAACACGGCUCAUGAUAGGACUAGAGUCAUCUAAACACCUUAAAGUAUUCACUGUAUUGUUCAGUCUGUUCUCACGAUGGCUUUCUGGCCUCAAAUUAGAGUUACACUGAGGCUGAAUUAUAUCAGCAUGGAGCAAAAUUUGGCAACCAGAGUUUUGACGGAACUACUGCACAUAUCUUCUAUUAUGUCCCUCCAGUGUUGUGAAUGUUCUUGCACUUUCUUCAAAUAAGGUUCCACUUAAAUGACAUGAUAGGAAAGUCCAAUGUCACUGGAUGAAUGGACUGACAGCAGUGCCUAUGGAGUCCCAACAACUUUGAAGUAAAUCAAGCGCUCCUCGUGAGCUGUGCUGUGGUCUUGUAAUGGUCGUUUUAGCAAAACGCACAAUUGUUUAGAGGGCCCUGGAAAGCAUGCAGAUCCAGAGCCAUUCGUCUUGGACGUGUGCCAAAGCCAUCACAGACUGACUGGUCUUGACAGUGUUCACGCCGCCUUCUGUCUCCCUAACUGUGUAGUUCAUCCUGCUGAGUCUCUUGUUGUACUGAUGGUCUCAUUAAAUGGUCUGAUGAAAGUUGCAAA
This is a messenger RNA of Sardina pilchardus (European sardine), 3301 nucleotides long. RefSeq names its product tetraspanin-31-like. NCBI's taxonomy places the organism in Eukaryota, Metazoa, Chordata, Actinopteri, Clupeiformes, Clupeidae. The record is from RefSeq and is a predicted model, not a curated record. Gene Ontology annotation, cellular component: plasma membrane. Bases 111 to 749 code for a protein of 212 amino acids. The transcript has 6 exons.